CAAUGCGACAUUUGUCAGCAUCUGAGAAGUCGAGGAGUGAUUUAGGUGAACGGCUGAAAGUGCAGGCUGAAAACUAGACAAAAGCCCAACACAGCCACACUCCUCGUUCACUUCGCCUGUCUUCGAGUUCUACGCCACACCUCACCUCGCCUCGAUCCCUCAAAAAAAAAUAUCACCUCGCCUCGACGCCGCCGCCGCCGCGCACCCAAAGACUCGCCGGCGGGGACGGGAGCACCUCAAACGGGCUCCCUCGCCGUCGUUCGCUUCUCAUCUGAUUGACCGCCUCUUCUCUCCGCGGCGAUGGCGGACGGCUCCAGGGACAUCAGCAGGCGGCGGAAUCCAGCGGACAAGCUCACCGAAGACCUCCUCGUCGAGAUCCUGUCGCGCGUGCCGUACAGGUCGCUCUGCCGCUUCAAGUGCGUCUCCAAGCGGUGGCGCGGCAUCAUCUCCCACCCCGACCACCGCAAGGCGCUGCCGCAGUACCAUCUCCAGGACCUCGCUGGCUUCCUCUACUCGAGCCGCGGCCCCAGCACUGGCUAUUUCUCAACUGACAAUUUCGCCCAUGUCUCGGCGGGAGGCCGUGCUCCUAUCCGCCCUUCGCUCCCCUUCCUGCCUGACUGUCAUCAGUUCCACCUUCUGGACAGCUGCAACGGCCUACUCCUCUGCCGCCGCUUCAAGACCUUUGGUGCGGGGGCAUUUUAUUACGUGGUGUGCAAUCCUGCCACGGAGAAAUGGGUCGCCUUGCCCGGCAUCUUCAGCAAGAUGCAGACAGCUCGCUUGGGGUUCGACCCGGCCGUCUCCUCGCACUUCCAUGUGUUCCAGUUCGUGGAGGAUGGGGCUGCAGAUGCAAAUGCCAACGAUGAUGACGAUGGUUACGAGUUCGUCAGAGCGGUUGAUAUCUACUCCUCCAAAACCGGGGCCUGGAGUCACAAGGACACCGGUUGGGACUUCCUACCUAGGAUAGUGAGUGAUUCUAGAAGUGUCUUUGUCAAUGGUUUUCUGCAUUUGCUCGCCGUCGAGUCUGCGGUGGUGGCAGUGGAUGUGGAGGGAACUACUUGGAGGGCUAUUCCUAUGCCGGACGAUGAGGACGCCCCCAUAAUAGAUGUUGAUGACGGGUUCAUUGACCUGUCUCGAGGGCGUUUGUAUCUGGCAAAUAGUGAUCAGCACGAUCUUUAUAAACUCUCGAUCUGGGUUCUCGAGGACUACGGCAGUGAAGUGUGGGUCUUGGAACACAGCGUCAGGUAUCUGAAUCUAUUUGGAGUGAAGAAUGUCCGGCUAGGACACGAGUACCAUAUUGUCGCCCUCCACCCACAACGAAACACAAUUUUCCUGGUUUAUGGGCAUGACAAGGUACUGAUGUCUUAUGAAAUGGAUACUGGGAAAGUGCAUUUCAUCCAUGAUCUUGGACAGGGUUCAAUGGAGCCCUAUCUUCCUUAUGUUCCCUUGUACUCAGAGGCAUUGGCAGAUUGGCACUGAUAAUCUGGCUCGCAUUUUGCUGUUCCAUUGUUGACCUUUUAGAUAAUGGCGAAUCAUAGGGCCCAAGUAAUAUCAGCAGCUAUCUGGUUAAUUCUUUCUGAUGUUGCGUUGCUUCUCUUCUGUUGCCGAGUGUACUCUCUAACCUCUUUUUGCACUUUAUGUGGCCAUCUAUUCCAGUUAAUUUAGUGACACUAGCUAUGUGUAUGUUGCCAGCAGCAAAUCCUGGAACAGCAUUUACUGUUUAACUUUGUGGGGGCUGUCAUUAAUUUGUAUCAUGAUUGAGGUUUGUGAUUUCCA
This is a messenger RNA of Triticum aestivum (bread wheat), 1773 nucleotides long. Its product is annotated as F-box protein At5g07610. NCBI's taxonomy places the organism in Eukaryota, Viridiplantae, Streptophyta, Magnoliopsida, Poales, Poaceae. The transcript has 2 exons. Bases 301 to 1476 code for a protein of 391 amino acids. Gene Ontology annotation, molecular function: protein binding. The record is from RefSeq and is a predicted model, not a curated record.